Pseudophryne corroboree (corroboree frog) is the source of this 6469-nucleotide messenger RNA. Its product is annotated as interferon-induced protein with tetratricopeptide repeats 5-like. Bases 97 to 1560 code for a protein of 487 amino acids. Lineage: Eukaryota; Metazoa; Chordata; Amphibia; Anura; Myobatrachidae. Gene Ontology annotation, molecular function: protein binding. Gene Ontology annotation, biological process: defense response to virus. The transcript has 2 exons. The record is from RefSeq and is a predicted model, not a curated record. Gene Ontology annotation, cellular component: cytosol.
UGUCAUAGUAAGCACUGCAGUGCAUUCCCACAUCACUGACAAGUUAUCCUGUUAUCUUACUGCAGAGCUGAGUGUGGAGACACAGCACAUGACAGAAUGAGCAACCUUCCAGAGAUCACCCUGAAAUCGCGCCUACUACAGCUAAAAUGUCAUUUUACUUGGAGGCUUCUGGAAAAAGACAUUGAUAUUGCUGAGACAGAAGAGACAUUGCACAACCAGUUGACAUUUUUGGUUACUAAAAACAAAUACAUGGUGUACAAUCUGCUGGCCUACAUAAUGCACCUUAAAGGCGACUACACAAAAGCCAUUGCCAAUCUAAAGGAAGCGGAAGAAAAGAUUAAAGAGAACAAUCCAGAUGGGACAGACAGAAUGUAUCUGGUGACAUUUGGGGACUACGCCUGGGUGUACUACUACUUAAAACGAUAUGAAGAUUCUCGGAACUACAUAGACAAGAUAGACCAAAUUAAUAAAGAAUUAAAACUUUCCCCAAAUGACAGUAAAGACAUAGCUGAGAUUUAUGGGGAACAAGGUUGGUCAUUGCUAAAAUGUUGUGGGCAAUAUUAUGAAAAAGCUAAAGAAUGUUUUGAGAAGGCUCUUGAGCUAGAGCCAGAAGAUCCUGAGUGGAACUCUGGCUACGCAACAGCGGUUUAUCGAUUGGAAGGAUUCAAUGGCAGAAUAAGUUGCGCUUCCGAAUGCAAAUCGCUACCACUGUUGAAACGCGCUAUAUCACUAAAUCCUGAGGAUGCUGUGCUGAAAGUACUGCUAGCAUUGAAGCUACAAGACCUAAGUAGAGAUUGUGAGGGGAAAAAAAAUGUUGAGGAAGCUCUAAAACAAGCUCCAAACCUUCCAUAUGUACUUCGCUAUGUGGCAAAGUUUUACAGAAGAGCUGGACUGGUGGAUGAAGCUCUACGUGUCCUAAAUAGUGCACUAGAUCUUAUACCUUCCUCUGGAUUUCUACAUCACCAAACAGGACUAUGUUAUAAAAGCAAGGUAAUUGAUAAAACAAGGAUGUUUGGAAAGAUGAACAUCCAAAGUAGACAAAUUCACACAGGAGAAAUUGAUGAACUCGUCCAAAAAGCCAUAUUUCACUUUGAAAAAACGCUGGAACACAAGAAUACAAUUGUAUGUGCACACACACAACUAGCUAAUAUGUACAGUAAGGCAAAGGAAUACAGUAAAGCAGAAACAAUAUUUAAAAAGGUUUUAUCAUUCCCUAAUCUUAUAAAUGAAGAGAAACAGCAGAUCCACUUAAACUAUGGACGUUUUGAGGAAUAUUUCAAGAAAUCUGAAAGUGAAGCAAUAAAACAUUAUAAAAUAGGCCUCCAGAUAACUGAUCCAAGCCGUGACAGAGAAAGCUGUGAGAGAGCUUUAAAAAGACUAGCGGAAAGGAAGACUCAGAGUGACCACAGAGAUCCUCUGGGGUUUGGUUUGCUUGGAUUUGUCCAUAAGAAUAAUGGGAGAACCUCAGAGGCAAUUGAGUGUUAUGAAAAAGCCUUAAAAUAUGAUCCUUACAAUGAGGAAUAUCUGAGUGAUCUCUGUGACCUGAAGUUGAUGUUAUAAAAAAAAUUGAUAGAUAAUAAUAAGAAUAUUAUAGGAGUCGUUGAGAGUUAGGAGCAUGGUCAGAUACAAGGUCCAAAUUGACAUGUGUACCAAUUCAAGAGAUGAACAGGCAAUAUUUUUGCUUGCAUGGAAAAAACAAAGUUACUGGGCAACUUUAAUGUACCCUACAAUUUAGAGCUGAGUUAGAAUACAACCACCACCCAACCAUGUGUCUUUCUGCAUAUUUAAUGUUAGCCAUCCUGAUGCUUUCCAACAUAGUUUUGACACAGUAAAAAAUUGCACAUCCAAUUCAAAGUAUUGCUGACUUGAAAUGAGUUUCUAGAAGUAUAAAUUACAUUUGGGGCUGAUUUCAUGUUGGGUGCAAAUUUUACACAUAAUUAGCAAUUCAGCAUACCAUGUUGAACUGCAAGGGGUGGAAAUGCAUACAUUUGGGUACAGGACAAUUCAUACUUACCAACGUUAUAAAUUUCCAUUCGGGAAAAACAGUAUCUUGGUGGGUAUAUACAUGUGAUCAUUGUGGGGACCGAGGAUGGAUGUUUUGUGUGAGAUUCUAUGAGAAUUGCCCCAACACACCCCUCAGUUACACUCAUUUCAUUAGGAAGUAAGUAAGAUGUGGGUGAGUGACCUACUGUGCAAAAUUCAGAAUCCCUUUUGAUAUUCUGAGAGAGUAGACAGGAUGGAGCAAAUACUGCAUCCUUUGCAUGCUAUAUUUUUGUACUGCAUUUUAAAGCAGGAUAGGCCACUUUCCCUCUCAUAAUUCUAAGGGUCUAAUUCAGAAAUGUGCACAAACCUGAUGGUUUACAUACUGUACAUGUCUGAUGUUAGGUGAUCUGUAUAUGAAGAUCUGUUUCAGCGACAGUGUCACAUUGCCUCAGCAUGAUUGACAUGCUGCAGCCAUUUUAGGCGGGGAAGUGGGUUGGGUUGGCCAGCAUUUCAGAAAGCAGGGCCCUUUUUAUAAGAGUGCUGAGGCCAGUGGCUGCGUCCUUGUACUGACCCAGCAGCGUGAAAGCACUGGCUAUCCUGAAUGUCCUAAGGGUUACUCAGAUGGGCAAUGUUCAUUCAGUCUGGUCUGUAGUUUAUAAGUCUGGUAAUGUAGUUUACAUUUCUCACUUUGCAACUUGGAAUAGUUUUCUGUGUGCAGCACUCAGAUCAGCUCCUGACUGUAAACCAGCUUCUAUAUAUGUAAAUAUGCUCUUACCUUGUAACAGUAUUACCUAACUUUGUUUAUACAGUCACUGAAGGGGUGAUCUUAAGUAUGCCAGCUCUUGGGAUCCCGGCGCACUGUAUACCGGCGCCGGAAUCCCGACAGCCAGCAUACCGACACUUAUUCUCCCUCCUGGGGGUCCACGCCCCCCCUGGAUGGAGAAUAAAAUAGCGUGGCAUGCAUAGCGCGCCACCGUACCUGCAAGGGGCUCAUUUGUGCUUGCCACACUGUCGAUAUGCCGGCGGUCAGGCUCCCGGCGCCAGUAUGCUGGUCGCCGGGAGCCCAACCGCCGGCAUACCAUACUACACCCCACUGAAGGACAUUCUUGGUAAAAAAUAAAUUACCCUCACAGAGAUACAGUCCACUGAGCCAACAUACUGCAAUAUAAUAUAUAAAGGAUUUAUAAAUAAUAAAUUAAAAUGCAGCUACAGUAAUAUUUUGGGGGGUAUCCAAUUACCCGCAAUAGUGCCGCGGGCGGGAAAAAUUAGUGCUUUUAUUUAUUUAAUCCCCCUAUCCAAUUCGGUUCCUUGGCUAUACAUAAGUAAAGUGAAAAGCCGCGGACCUAUGUAUUUUUGUGGCACUUAUUGCAGCUCAAGGGGACACUUAUCGCAGAUUAUGCUUUACGUGCCUGAGGUGAACCAAGUAGAUGGUGUAAUUUACAGCGGCCAAUUGGAUACCCCCCUUUGAAUCUCACUUGCACAUUUCUGUUUAUUGACAUUUCUGCAUUGCACGCUUGCAUUUUAGUAUGAAAACCUGUAGCUGGAAGAAAUAAAUGUAGAACACAGUUCAGAACAAGGUCCAGACAAUCUGGUGCUGUAUCAGAAUUGCAUGUAAAUGCCCCCAUACAUCUGUGACUAAGUGACGCAAUUCUCCAAUAAUCUGAUGCCGGUUCGGGGGAAUGAGGGAUUUUCAACGUGUUGAAAAAUCUCGAUUCCCCAAUCCUGGCACGAAAUGGUCGAGAUCGACUAAAUCGGGAUUUUUAACAUGAAGAAUUUCCUCGAUUCACAAAUUACCGAUCAUCAAUGGCUUCCAAUUCGUGAUACUGGUCAGAUCGGAAAAUCUGAAAAAAAUGGAUGUCUGAUAUAUGGGGCCCUUAAGCCCAUUUUGCUGAUAGAUCUGGCAUAAUUUUGUUUUCUACAUUAUACAUAGCUGUGUAAACACACCUAUGGUUAAUUUCGAGUUGUACAUAUUGCAGAUGCAUCUCUAUUUGUAGCUGAAUGUAUGUACGAGGGUUAUCCAAAAAGUAAUGCCUAAAUGCUCAUAACUCAAAAUUUAUUAUAGAUAAAGAUUUGAAAAUUUGCAGUGAAAUACUUUGAAGUCUUAGUAACAGAAUGACUCAACUAAAAAAAAAAACACCAUCUGCCCUCAAACAUUUUCUCUACCUCUCAACCCAAGCUGUGAACCCAGGGGUUGGUGUUUGACCCAGGAACGUAAGGCAUUUUUAACAACCUCUAUGUCAUCAAAAUGUAGACCACAGAAACAGUUUUUGAGAGGGCCAAACAGAUGAAAGUCAGAAGGAGUCAAUUCAGGACUGAAUGGUGGAUGUGGCAUUAUUGCCCACCCCAUUUUGGCAAUGGCCGCAGAUGAUGCCAUCAAAGUGUGAGGUCUGGCAUUGUUGUGGUGUAAGAUGACAUUUGACAGUGGAAUUGUUGACCCUUUUUUGCGGAUGGCUUCUUUCAGCUUCUUAAGUGUAAUAAUGUAUUGAUCACUGUUGAUUGGUUUGGUUCCAAGUAAUCGAUGAGAAUAACACCUCGGCAAUCCCAGAAGAAUGUGGCCAUGAUUUUGUUCACAGAUCGGUGUGAUUUAAACCUUUUUGGUGAACUUGGGUGUUUCCAUUGCUUUGAUUGGGCCUUUGUUUCUGGGUCGUAAAGGAAUACCCAGGUCUAAUUUAUUUAUUUAUUUAUUUAUUAUUUAUUAACUGUUUCUUAUGUAGCGCAGCAAAUUCCGUUGCGCUUUACAAUUUGAAAUCUCCUGUAAUGGCAUUUUCCAAAAACAUCUCUGGGUUGGCUUCAAAGUUGGUCAAAAAGUCAUUGCACACUUCUACCCUAUGGGCCUUAUGAUCCCUGGUUAAUUGCCUUGGAACUUAUUUAGCACAUACAUUACGAUAUCCCAAAUCAUUGAUUAGUGUUUCUACAGUGCCAUGACUACAUUCAAGUUCACCACUGAUAUCUCUGAUGGUUACACGAUGGUCUUUCUGAAUCAUGGCAUCGACUUUGUGUCGGUACUCUGCUGUCACUGCAGUUGUGGUCUGCUACCACGAGGUUUUGUCGCACAAGGAAGAUUCUCCCGAUUAUAACCGCUUCAUCCACCUUCUGACACUGCUUUAGUCUAUUGUACGCUGACCAUACACCUUUUUCAGUCUUCUGUGGAUUUCUAUAGCACUGCAGCCUUCUUUUUCCAGAAAUUCAAUGACGGCUCUAUGUUUCAUCUUGGAUUCCAUGGUAUUUCUUGAACUACUUAAACAAAAAUGUAUAUAAAUAGCUAGCAGACAUAUUAAACUACAAACUGACAAAGUUUAAAAUAAUUGUUGCAUAUUAUUUCAGAGUUAUGAGCAUUUAGGCAUUACUUUUUGGACAACCCUCAUAAUGUAACUUGGUGUUAACAUCCAAAAAUAAUUUUAACAAAAAUUCAAUUGUUUGAAAAGUCGGUUGGGUGUCUUUUUUCCCCUCUCUAUUAAAUAGGAAAAUACAGACACCCAACUGACAUUUCAAUCUAUUGAAUACCCCCCAAAGUGUUGUUGGAAUUGCAGGUUGUGUAACUUUGAUGUAUCUAUAAUGGAUGCAGGGUGUGCAAUGCACAUGGGCCCCAGAGUCCAGGGGGUUCGACAGCAUGCACCCGUAUAAUUACACUUACACCUCUGGAGUCCCACAGUGGCCUACGCUGCAGACAUAAAUCAGAGGGAAAAUGGCGCGGUGGCCAUUUUCCUGGUGAUUUUCAUAUGCACAGUAGACUCUGGCAUAAAGCCAGAGUGUACAGCACUGUGGCUGCUGCCAGAGAGGAAAGGGUCUGCACAUAGCCCUGCACGCAGACCUUCUACUGUUAAUCAGCUCUUGCCAUGCAGAGGUGUGUGUAAGCAGACAGCCUCUAAUUCAGGUGCAUCUCUUGCACCAGAGAUAUAUCUGAUGUAGGAUGUGCUGAUAAUGACAUCAGGUACAGAUAGAGGCAAUGCGGUCGCAUAGAUGCACAUGGACAUAUCUGCAUUUAGUUGCUGCACACAAUUCAGGUGUAAUUGCUGCUGACUUACGUGCAACUCGGAAUCAUCCUCUCUAUGGGGGUAAUUCCGAGUUGAUCGCAGCAGGAACUUUGUUAGCAGUUGGGCAAAACCCUGUUCACUGCAGGGGAGGCAGAUAUAACAUGUGUAGAGAGAGUUAGAUUUGGGUGAGUUAUUUUGUUUCUGUGCAGGGUAAAUACUGGCUGCUUUAUUUUUAAACUGCAAUUUACACACCACACCCAAAUCUAACUCUCUCUGCACAUGUUAUAUCUGCCUCCCCUGCAGUGCACAUGGUUUUGCCCAACUGCUAACAAAGAUCCUGCUGCGAUCAACUCGGAAUUACCUCCUAUGUUUAUGUUACUCUCUUGUUAAGUUUGGCAAAAUUCCAUUGUAUCAAUAAUACAUAUUUAUAAAUAAUUAUUUGCAUAGAUUUUAAUAAUAAUGCGCUAUUGAUAUAAUUAUCUAAUAUGUGUUAUGUUACUAUAAAUCAAUAA